Messenger RNA from Quercus robur (English oak), 1593 nucleotides. RefSeq lists its product as uncharacterized. The coding region runs from base 131 to 1099 and encodes 322 amino acids. The record is from RefSeq and is a predicted model, not a curated record. Gene Ontology annotation, molecular function: ferrous iron transmembrane transporter activity. Gene Ontology annotation, biological process: iron import into the mitochondrion. The transcript is spliced from 2 exons. NCBI's taxonomy places the organism in Eukaryota, Viridiplantae, Streptophyta, Magnoliopsida, Fagales, Fagaceae. Gene Ontology annotation, cellular component: mitochondrial membrane.
ACUCUUUUCACAAAUAAAUGGCGACAAUUCUAUUCUAUUCAACCCGAAAGCGAUUCCCAAACCUCAAUCAUUCACUCUCUCUAAAUACACCACUCUCCAUUCGCAUCAUCACCACCACAAGCCCGAUACUAUGGCCACAGACGCCUCCCCGAAAUUUCGGACCGUCCCGAAAUCCCCAGAAUUCCACACCGAAAUAUCGGUUUCACCACCAACCCACGACGGCCUCGAGUUCUGGCAAUUCAUGAUCGCCGGUUCCAUCGCCGGCAUGGUCGAGCACAUGGCUAUGUUCCCAGUUGACACACUAAAAACUCGGAUGCAAGCCAUUGGUGCCGGUGGGUCAUUUCCGGUUCAACAUAUCGGAGUCCGACAAGCUCUCGGCUCCAUUUUGAAGCUCGAAGGCCUUGCCGGACUCUACCGGGGUAUCGGGGCAAUGGGUCUCGGUGCAGGACCGGCACACGCAGUGUAUUUUUCGGUUUACGAGUGGUGCAAAGAGGUGUUAUCGGAUGAGAAUCGGAAUAACUCGGCUGCACAUGCAGUUUCGGGUGUUUUCGCCACUGUUGCUAGUGAUGCUGUGAUCACACCAAUGGAUGUGGUGAAGCAGAGGUUACAGCUAAAGAGUAGUCCUUAUAAGGGUGUGGUUGAUUGUGUGAAGAGGGUGUUGACGGAGGAAGGUUUUGGAGCUUUCUACGCGUCGUACCGGACUACGGUGGUGAUGAACGCGCCGUUUACGGCGGUUCAUUUCGCGACGUAUGAGGCGGCGAAAAAAGGGUUGGUGGAGAUUUCGCCGGAAAGUGCUGAAGAUGAGAGGUUGGUAGUUCAUGCCACGGCAGGUGCUGCUGCUGGAGCUUUGGCUGCUGCUGUUACAACCCCACUUGAUGUUGUCAAAACUCAGUUGCAGUGCCAGGGCGUCUGUGGUUGUGAUAGAUUUUCUAAUUGUUCGAUUAGGGAUGUUAUAAACAGCAUUGUUAGAAAGGAUGGAUAUCAUGGGCUUAUGAGAGGUUGGGUCCCCAGGAUGCUCUUCCAUGCACCUGCUGCUGCAAUCUGCUGGUCUACUUAUGAAGCAUCAAAAAGCUUUUUUCAACAACCCAAUAAGUACUAAUUAUGUGGGUGGGGGGGCAAAAUCACUGUAAUAUCUGCAGACAGCUCUAUUAGGUGAUUACCUGAAAGAAAUUGCUCCACCUGUAUAUAGCUACUGUAUUUUGACUUGCACAUAAGCAUAAAAGUAUACUGGUGCAUAGAACUCCCACUUUUACGGGUCUCAAGAGGCGAUUGAGUUACACAUCAUCAAUUCCUCAAACCCAGCUACUGUUCAUAUUGGUGGUGCUGGUAUUCACAAAAGGGAUUGGUUACAUAUGAAUAUAUAUGCUACAGAUGGUUGAGCCCAGAUCAAACACUUUUUACUGUAUUUUCCAAUUGUGUAUUUGGCUCUUUGCCAUCAGAUGUGGAACUUCUAAACCAUAUUGCCCCAGUGAUGCCGUUAAUUUUGGAGGUUGACAUGUUGUUGGGUCAUACUGGGUGUAGAAUUUUAUCAUGUACUUUUUAAUUCUACCUGGAAUUUUAUGAAUGUAGAAAGUUCCACUGUUUUUAAUUCUA